UUUAAUUGCCCGAAAUACAUCGCGUUGUAUGGAAGUGGUCAGCAUCACUAACGGGGAGAAAGACACAUUAUUGGCAACACAGUGACGAAUGGUUAAGUGCCCUUAAAUGUUCGUGUUACACCUGGCCGGAAGCAAUGAGGAACGUUAUUGUGCUCUCACUGCUGCUGCUGAACAUACACCAUGUCAUAUCAGCACCCAAAGGCGUCACUGCCAGUCUAUCGGCAAAGUGGAGCAUGACGCCUUUCCUUCUGGACACAAGUGAAUUUAUUGGAGAAGAUGGGAAUGAAAAAUUCUGGCAGUUUGUUGACACCGUGAAAGAGCUCACUGUUUACAAACAAGGAGAAUCCGUGCGCUCGUACUACAACUUGAUCCUGAAGAAGGCUGGCCAGUUUCUCACAGAUCUUCAAGUUAAUCUCCUCAGAUUUGCUCUGGCCCUUCGGUCAUACUCACCAGCUGUGCAAGCAUCUCAGCAGAUAGCCAGUGAUGAGCCUCCGCCCGAGGCUUGCCCUGCCUUCAUCUCCAUCCACGGUCAACACGGCUGCAGUACCAAAGACAUCAAGAAGCUCCUGAAGGCAGCUGCAGGCAGGCCCAAACCAUAUUUAUACAAUAAAGACCACAUAUAUCCAGGGUUCAAUAAAACCGAUGUGCCAAUCGUGAUCCUCUAUGCUGAGAUUGGAACCAAGAAGUUUGCCUCGUUUCAUAAGGUGCUGUCUGAGAAGGCUGGAGAGGGCACACUUAUAUAUGUGCUGCGGCAUUUUGUAGCGCAUCCAAAGCCUCAAAAGAUGCUUUUAUCUGGGUAUGGUGUUGAGCUGGCUAUCAAAAGCACAGAAUACAAAGCCGUGGAUGACACCAAAGUAAAAGAUUCAGGUGCAAACGCUGAGGAAGACAAUAAUGAUGAAGUCCAAGGGUUUGUUUUUGGAACAUUAAAGAAAUCUCACCCUGAACUCGAGGAGCAACUGGUCGAACUUCGCAGACAUCUCCUCGAGAGUACAAACGACAUGGUCCCUCUCAAAGUGUGGGAAAUGCAAGAUCUUAGUGUCCAGGCAGCUGCCAGAAUAAUGUCCGUGCCAAAGUUUGAUGCUUUGAAGCUGAUGCGAGACCUCAGUCAGAACUUUCCGAGCAAAGCCAGAUCACUGACAAGAGUGGCCGUAAAGCAGGAAAUGAGAAAAGAAAUCGAGGAGAACCAAAAGCGACUCGGCGAGUCCAUUGGCGUACACCCGGGAGACGGAGAGCUCUUCAUCAACGGACUGCACAUUGAUCUGGACAUUCACAACCCUUUCAGCAUUUUAGAUAUCCUCAGAGGAGAGGCCAGGGUCUUAGAAGGGCUUCAUAACUUAGGCAUAAAAGGAGAACAUCAAGGCAAGCUGCUGAGGCUACCUGUGAACGCUGUGGAUGACAGCUAUGCCUUAGAUAUCAGACAUCCAGCUAUAAUGUGGAUAAAUGACAUAGAGAACGACUCAGUGUAUCGCAACUGGCCAACGGGAGUACAGGAGCUCCUCCGAGCCACUUUUCCUGGAGUCAUUCGGCAGAUUCGACACAAUCUCUUUAACCUGGUGCUGUUCCUAGAUCCACUACAGGAGGAAAGUGUUGAGCUGGUGAAACUGGCAGAGCUUUUCUACAAGCACAAGAUCCCCCUGAGAAUUGGCUUUGUGUUUGUUGUCAACACCAAAGAGGAGAUUGAUGGCUUCUCAGAUGCAGGGGUGGGAUUUUUCAGACUGCUGAAUUACAUUGCAGACGAGUAUGAUUUAUCCCAGGCUCUGAUGUCCAUGGUCUCCUUGUACAACCAAGUAGAAGGAGGAGAGACGCUGUCUGUCGAUACGAUCUCUGCUUACCUGAAGAGAAAGUUCCCCAAAGCCAGCGCUCAGAGGAUUCUUGGCGUAGAAUCUGAGUAUGAUGACAAAAGAAAAGACGGUGCCCUUUUCUACAAAAAGAGUGGCCUGGGUUCCUUGCCAGUGGCUUUAUUUAAUGGAGUCCCUCUGAGCCCUGAUGAGAUGGACCCAGAUGAGCUGGAAACCCUCAUCCUGCAGCGCAUCAUGGACACCACCACCACCUUCCAGAGAGCUGUCUUUAUGGGUCAGUUGACUGAUGACUCCAAUGUGGUGGACUACCUCAUGGAGCAGCCAAACGUGGUUCCCAGGAUGAACCCUCUUAUUCUAAACACUGACCGCAAGUACCUCGACUUCACUUCCAAACCAGUCGUAGAUGAUUGGGAUGACACGACUAUGUUUUCAUUCUAUGACUCCAGAGACAAAACAGCUGUGAUGGCAAAGAGGAUGAAAUACUUUACAAAUGCUGAUGAGGAUGGGAUGAGUGCUGUGACCUUGUGGAUAGCCGGAGAUUUUGAGAAGCUCUCAGGAAGACAACUUCUACUCGGUGCUCUGAAACGUGUGAAAGCCAGCCCUGGAGUGCGAGUGGGGGUGAUAGAUAACCCCAGUGGAAAGCCAAGCCACGAUAACACGGUGCUGUUCAGGGCUAUCUGGGCCUCGCUCCUCACCCAGAAGAAUAAGGCUGCAGCAGAGUUUGUGCAAAAACUCCUGAGAGAGGAGAGCAGCCAGCUCCUCCAAAAGGGGACCAAGAUGAAGGACCUACUGAUCCAGGGCAUGGACAGAGACGCCUUUGAGAAAAAGUUCAACACCCUUGAAGUGGAUUUCAUUCGUAGCCAGCAGCUGUUUUGUCGAGACGUCCUGAAAUUAAGUCCUGGACAGCAGGCGGUGAUCAGCAACGGCAGGAUCCUCGGCCCAUUUGAGGAGCAGGAAGAAUUCACCGUGGAGGACUUCCAGCUGCUGGAGAAGAUUACACUCAGUGGUUCUGCAGAGAAAGUCAAAGCCAAAGUUAAACUGAUGGGGAUGAAAGCAAAGCACGCCAGCGACUUAGUCAUGAAAGUUGAUGCCCUCCUAACUGCAGCCCCCAAAGGAGAGGUCAGGAAGGAUGUCCACUUUAUCAAAGACAACCACAGUGUGCUCCAUCUCUCCCCACGUGAAAACGAGGUUUUCUACGAUGUCGUGGCCAUCGUUGACCCUCUCACGAGGGAGGCUCAGAAGAUGUCCCCGCUACUGAUUGUGCUCAGUCAAGUGGUCAAUGUGAGACUGCAGGUGUUUAUGAAUUGCAGGGCCAAGUUGUCUGAGAUGCCCCUCAAGAGCUUUUACCGCUUUGUCUUGGAGUCCGAUGUGAAUUUCUUGGCCAACAACACAGUGUCUCCAGGACCAGUGGCCCGCUUCAUGGAGCUCCCAGAAUCUCCCCUCCUCACCCUUAUUAUGGUUACGCCCGAGAGCUGGAUGGUGCAGGCUGUCCGCAGCCCCCACGACUUGGAUAACAUCCACCUGCAGGAGGUGAAUGGGGUUGUGACAGCGGAGUACGAGCUGGAGCAUCUUUUGCUGGAGGGCCACUGCUUUGACCUGUCAACGGGCCAGCCUCCCCGUGGCCUGCAGUUUACCCUGGGCACGAGUCGGGACCCGCUCAUGUAUGACACUAUCGUCAUGGCUAACCUGGGAUAUUUCCAGCUGAAAGCAAAUCCUGGUGCCUGGAACUUAAAAUUACGUAAAGGGAGAUCAGAGGAUAUCUAUGAGAUUCUCACGCACGAUGGAACUGAUUCCCCGGCAGAUGCUGGUGACGUCCUGGUUGUUCUGAACAGUUUCCACAGUAAAAUCAUCAAAGUCCGAGUGCAAAAAAAGGCGGACAAGAUGAACGAGGAUCUUUUAAGUGAAAAUAGUGAAAGCAAAGGCAUUUGGGACUCCAUAGCAAGGAGAUCUUAUUCCACCCCUCGAUCCAGACUGCAUUAUUAUGCUGUAAGAUCUAGUCUUGCAAAAAAUAUGUGCUUCUGUAGCAUCACAGGGGGUGGCUCCAAGAAGGACGACGGAGAGAAGAAGAAGGAGGAUGUUCUCAACAUAUUUUCCGUGGCCUCGGGCCAUCUGUACGAGCGCUUCCUGAGAAUAAUGAUGCUGUCCGUCCUUCGGCAUACCAAAACACCUGUCAAGUUCUGGUUCCUCAAGAACUACCUCUCUCCAUCCUUCAAGGAGACCAUCGCUCACAUGGCGGAGAAGUAUGGCUUCCGGUAUGAGUUGGUCCAGUACAAGUGGCCCCGCUGGCUCCACCAGCAGACUGAGAAGCAGCGCAUUAUCUGGGGGUACAAGAUCCUCUUCCUGGAUGUUCUGUUCCCCUUGGCCGUGGACAAGAUCAUCUUUGUGGACGCCGAUCAGAUCGUCCGUGCCGAUCUGAAGGACUUGAGGGAUUUCGACCUGGAGGGCGCUCCUUACGGCUACACGCCGUUUUGUGAUAGCCGCGGAGAGAUGGAAGGCUAUCGCUUCUGGAAAAGCGGCUACUGGUCCUCACAUCUAGGACACAGGAAAUAUCACAUCAGCGCUCUGUAUGUAGUAGAUUUAAAGAAGUUUAGAAAGAUUGCGGCUGGAGACCGAUUACGAGGCCAGUACCAAGCCCUGAGCCAAGACCCCAACAGUCUGUCCAACCUGGACCAGGACCUUCCCAACAACAUGAUCCACCAGGUUGCCAUCAAGUCUCUUCCCCAGGAGUGGUUGUGGUGUGAGACUUGGUGCGAUGACACCUCCAAAGUCUCAGCUAAGACUAUAGACCUGUGCAACAACCCAAAAACCAAAGAGCCCAAGCUCACGGCCGCCGCCAGGAUCGUGCCCGAGUGGGUUGAAUACGACAACGAGAUAAAGCAGCUGCUGGGACGGCUGCAGCCACAGGAAGACACGGCGACACCAACACACACUGCGUCUCCCUCACAGCAUGACAAAGGAGACGACAGACGUGAUGAACUUUAGUGCCUGGCAGCAUCGUUGUGAGGAGGAAGGAGGUAGGAGGCAGGAGGCAGCAUCGUUCUGAGGAGGAGGAAGGAGGUAGGAGGUAGGAGGCAGCACCUUUUGCAAGCAGGCCUCCUGUGAAGCUUGGAGACAGACGGAUCCAUCCCAACAUCGCCGUGCAGCAUCGCAUCCCCCGCCGGAGAGGGACGUGAUAUUUCCAGAGAUGCCGAAUCUGCUUCUGCAGUCAAUACGUCGAACAAGAGGAACACAUGAUGCAAGUGUUAACUGCCAACUGUGAACGUGUGGGUGCUACCAGCACCCCAAGGGGCUCGGUUAGUUUGUGGGUACCGGAGAAUGAAGUGAGAGGAAAUGUUGGGGUGUGGUCAGUCACAGCACUCUGAUUAGGUUUGUUUAAAAAGACAUGGUUUAUUGCACUGAUGAUGUUUGCAAAUGAUCAAAUAGUGAAGGCACAUCUCUGAGAAUCUAAUCUCAAAGUUUAAUUUUUGUUAUAGAAAACGUUCUGAAAGAUGCUGCUUUUAGGUAUUCUUAAUUUGAAGUUGACUAAAAUGCCCAAACGAAAAAUUUAAUUUCAUAACGGGCAGCAAAGUUGUGACAUUUGACCUUGGGCACUGUGUGAUUAUUAUUGUAGUUUUUUAUUUUCUCUAAAGGAAAGAUAGUCUUGAGAAGGUUUAUUUUUUUAGUUGAGUCUUCUUUUGAAAGAUGUAUUCUAUACAAAUGGGAUCAAAUGCUUACAUCAAAAGAUGGCUUUCAUGGGCCUUAACGGUACCUUUUAUAUCAGGGCUGUAUUUAUUUUCAUCGCCAUCAAACCCAUAAUGCUAAUGUCCUGAAAACGCAAUGCGGAUCAUUUGAGUUAAACUUAUUGAGCGUCUCGACAGCACAUCGCCGCUCCUUUAUUAUGAAUCAUGGAGUUAAACUCGUCAUACAAAGUUGAAAUCUGUGAUCGCCCUUCAUCGAUGUGGCCAGUGGUGCACACGCGUUACCAGUGGAUCUGAACAGUGAUACACUUGUUUUGAUAUAUUUGUCAGUAUGGUUUAUGGCUCAGCAAGAAGAGUUUGGGAGUCUCCAGCUGCGACUCCAAAGCAUCUCCACAUCUCAGGCAGCCCCGUCAAAUGUAAUUGAUGCAAAGUUUUACUAUUUGAAUGCAAGGCUGUGGUAGAAAUAGUCCCAAGAAAAAUGAAGUGCAGGUGUCAUAAAGGUUUAUCUCCGCGGCCUCUUGCUCUCCACGUGGAAUCCCAAACAAUGUUGUACAAGGAUCACGAUCCUUUGACCCGUCUGAUGUGGGAGAUGUCCGACUGCUCUCCGCCAAAUUAUCUUGUCCCGACAAAGUUAUGUCACGCAACAUUUAUAUGAGAUGACUGAGAAAACCAGGCAAGACUUAGUUAUUCCUAAAUGGAUCAAACAAUCCUCAUGUGCCCACUUAAGGUUUAUGGAUAGCAUGAACAGGGUUUGAACUUGUUCAGUGUACAUUCAGCUUUACUGUAUUACUUAUUUUUCAUUAUUCUAAUUCCACAAUGAACCAGUGUUUUUGUCUCAGGAAUAAAUGGUGCUGCUGCUCA
Messenger RNA from Pseudoliparis swirei, 6337 nucleotides. It is a transcript of the gene uggt2, whose product is annotated as UDP-glucose glycoprotein glucosyltransferase 2. NCBI's taxonomy places the organism in Eukaryota, Metazoa, Chordata, Actinopteri, Perciformes, Liparidae. The transcript has 41 exons. The record is from RefSeq and is a predicted model, not a curated record. Gene Ontology annotation, cellular component: endoplasmic reticulum. Bases 135 to 4781 code for a protein of 1548 amino acids. Gene Ontology annotation, molecular function: UDP-glucose:glycoprotein glucosyltransferase activity.